AUGUAUGAUGCUCUUGCAAACUCGCGAGCACCCCUCGCCACAAUCAUAGACCAUCUCAAGGUGCCAAGGUCCGGAACCCACCAUCCUUUGUUCCAGGUCGCCCUCAAUUACCGGCAGGACAACUCCACGCGGUCUAGCUUUGGAGAUGUCCCUAUUGAAUGGCUUGAUGGCACCAACCUUGGAUACCCGUACGAUAUGAAAUUUGACGUCAACGACACACCAAAUGGAACAAGGUUCUGUCUUGUGACACAGAAGUAUCUCUAUGGCACGGCGGAAGCAGAAAGAAUGAUACGAUGGUACGAAGCGACAUUGACCGCAUUUCUCUCUGACCCCAAUAUCCCUAUCGUCUCUUGUCCUCUGAGCAAGCCUGAGGACGACGCGAACGCCAUCUCGAUGGCCAAAGGACCUCGGCUUGCUGUGGAUGCGCACCGCACAUUGGCACAUCAAAUCCAUGAGAUGGCAACUCUGUAUCCUGAUUCGCUGGCGAUCACAGACAGCAUUGGAGGUCGUCUGACUUACUCCGAAAUGAUGGCUAGAUCAGAGCAAAUCGCAACCCUCUUGCAACGCACAGUCAGAAUUCGGACUGGUGACAAAGUCGCUGUACUACUGACAGCCGUUCCCGACCUGGCCUGCUCACUGAUUGCUAUCAUGCGCCUUGGGCUUGUCUACGUCCCUUUGGAUACUUGCAACUCAACCGAGCGUCUUGAAGCAAUUCUCUCAGAGUGCCAACCGUCUACUAUAUUAUGUCAUGGUGCAACUGAGGCGCAGACUCGUCACCUGGCUGCGGGCGGCGUUCCUUUCACGAACAUCGAGGAUCUCGGUAACGCGAACUCGGUCAACGCAUUGCCUCCGGGGAUCCUCGCAGCACCUGAUCAAGUUGGCUUUGUGAUGUACACAGGCGGUACUACUGGACCACCAAAGGGCAUUCUCCUCACUCACUCGGGACUAAUGAAUCAGAUAUCGGGCAUCACAUCUCAAUUCGGAAUCGGCCGAGAAGUGGUUCUGCAGUCAGCCUCACCGGAAUCAGACUUUUCACUCGAACAGAUGUUCGUGUCCCUCGCCAAUGGUGGAACUCUGGUCGUGGCACCCCAAUCUGCCAAGGAAGACACCGCCGAAGUCGCCGACAUCAUGCUCAACGAAAGCAUCACAUACACGAGUUUCACAACAUCGGAGUACCUGGACCUUCUGAAGUGCGGAUCCAAAGUGCUCAGCAACUGCACGUCGUGGAAUUUUGCAUUCGCCAGUCACGAGAAGGUCACAGCGAGAUUUCGACGCGCGAUGAAGGACCUGGAGCUUCCCGGACUAGAGCUCGUCAGCGUUUACGGACCAGUUGAGGCGAGCAUCUCCUGCAGCAGAGUCCGGCUGAAUUAUCAGGAAGCCUUUGAGGACUUUUCAGAUGUUACCGGAGAAAGGUUUUGCGGACCAAUGAUGCCGAACUACUCCGUUGUGAUCGUGGAUCAGGAAUUGCGGCCCGUACCCACUGGUUAUCUUGGCGAGAUAUGUAUCGCAGGCCCGGGACUGGCGAAGGGAUAUCUGAACAACCCUCGGGAAAAGUCUCGAAGAUUUGUGGCCAAUACCUCCCAAUCAACUGACGAGAUCAACAGAGGACGGUCAAGGCUAUUCCGAAGCGGCGACAAGGGUCGGGUCCUUGAGGACAGUACCGUGCACUUCAUUGGACGACUGACUGGUGACAGAGAAGUCAUUAUUCAAGACAAGCCUUUCAAUCUUGGUGAAAUCGCCGAAGUCAUCAUCAGAGAAGCGAGCCCGACUGUUCUUGAUGCGGCCGUCUCGUGGCGUGCGGACACAGGAGUGCUUAUUGCCUUCGUCACAGUCGAAGACGAGGCCAUUGGCGACAUCGACGUCUUCUUGCACCGGCUCAAGGCCACCGUGCCUCUUCCAACACAUAUGAUACGAGAUGUGAUACUCCCUGUCCGUUCCGUUCCCAGGACUCUCGACGGAAGGAAAGAUUUGCGCGCACUUGACAAUUUACUUCUUCCGGAAUGUAUCCCGAACAGGAUAACAACAGAGACCUUCUCGCCAUUAGAGCUGAGAGUCAAGAGUAUUCGGGAAAGCUUGAUUAGGACAGACUCAAUGGCCAAUUUGAAGCCCGAGACGGAGAUCUUCUGCGCGGGAGGCAACUCCGUGCUUCUCAUUCCUCUCCAAGCUGCGUUGCAGGCUGAUCUAAGGAGCAGUCUCAGCCUCCCUGAUCUCUUCCAAACGCCAAGGAACACGUGGCUGCAGGCCACCACCAACCCGGGAGUUGUUUGUGACUCCAACACAGUUCCAACCGAAGAGAUGAAGCGCCUCCCGCAGGAGGUAGUGGACAAAAUAGCCGGACAUCUUCCUGCCCGACACGAGGGGAAACGGAUUCUACCGAUUCUGGCUACGUUUUCAAGCUCCUGGCAGCAUGCCAUUGAGCUUUUCACAUUUCAAUCCCUCCACGUCACAAGCGACGGUCUCGACGACUUCUAUGCAGCCUUUGUGGGUCAAAAAACGCGUCGCCGAUUCCUCAGGGACCUCCACCUGGACAUUGUCUUGCCGCGAUACAGCGAUGAAGACUGCGCCAAAUACGAGACGGCACACGACAGAGCUGCAAACAGCGACAUUUUCAGUCAUCAAGUAUCAGCUCUACUACAAAAACUAUCGCAGUGGCCCGCUGGCGGCAGGCUUAAUCUUGUCAUAGGCAUGUACUCGCCGAUGGACGGUGUCCACCAUGGUCCAGACAAGUUCGACUGCGACCAAUACGAAGUUACCUUGGGGAGGCGGCAGGAUAUCUUCGGCGAGCGAUAUGCUUACUCAUACCUCCGCUUCGCUGGCACAGUUUCAGUUGUUCCCUGUGUCACGGAGCCAGAAUACGCCCACCCAGCUUCCACAGCUGUAGUACGCCCACCCAGCUUCCAGCGUUGGCCCACCCAGUAUAAAGAAAUUGGCUGCAUGCAUUAA
Messenger RNA from Diaporthe citri, 2943 nucleotides. RefSeq lists its product as uncharacterized. Gene Ontology annotation, cellular component: cytoplasm. Bases 1 to 2943 code for a protein of 980 amino acids. The record is from RefSeq and is a predicted model, not a curated record. The transcript is spliced from 2 exons. Gene Ontology annotation, molecular function: phosphopantetheine binding. Gene Ontology annotation, biological process: secondary metabolite biosynthetic process; amino acid activation for nonribosomal peptide biosynthetic process. NCBI's taxonomy places the organism in Eukaryota, Fungi, Ascomycota, Sordariomycetes, Diaporthales, Diaporthaceae.